This is a messenger RNA of Cherax quadricarinatus, 3697 nucleotides long. The record is from RefSeq and is a predicted model, not a curated record. Lineage: Eukaryota; Metazoa; Arthropoda; Malacostraca; Decapoda; Parastacidae.
UUUGCUACUACCUGCCAGGCUACAUACUACGUCACCACUACUGCUAAAUUUUGGUUUUCUAUGUAUAGAAGACAUUACACCUGGGUGCCUGAGCUACCAACACAACUUGCAGACUGGAACAUGGAUUACACCGAAGGCCUGAGAGCAGCAGUUAUUCGUUCCUUGUUUUUUAUGUAUGCUCCGUUUUCUGCUCGGAUAGCAGGAAAAAAGCCUUUACGUGCUGACCCUACACAACUGCUGCGCUCUCAGUGUGUGUUGCAGUGGCAUGUUAAAGUUGGUGCACAAUACAAGUAUUUCUUCAAGUUUGCUCGCUCUAAGCAAAAUAAAGACUGCAUAAAAUGUCACUUCCAUCAAGAUACCGGGGUCAACUUCAACCCUGAAGCUACCUGCUACAUUCUGGAGGCUACCAGUAGUUCAGUGUGUGAAAGUGUCAUGGUGAUAGGAGAGUACCUCUAUCAUGCUGGACUCGAGGUAUCAGCUAACAUGUACAAUGAUCGUCUCCGUCUCUCCCUGGUACCUGCGCACCUCCUACCACGCUCUUCUAACGCUGCCUCCCGCAAAUACCAAGUUCCAACCAAAGAGAUUAUAUUGGAGCCUGUGUGUGAUGUUAAGGUGUAUCCUUGGUGGCAUCCUCAGUAUGAGGUAUGUGCACACACCACAAGCAGAAGUUAACGCUGUUCUUAUUAGGGCACUUCUCUUCAAAUUUUGUUUGGAGGAGGAGGGAAGAAUUUGGAUAUUGUUUUAAAAAAAAAGUAAGGAAUGUACAAAAUAAUCAAUUGAAUUUUGCAUAUUAUUUUACUUUAAAUCCAGGAUGUGGUAUUUAAAUACAGUAGGGGCCCACUUAUAUGGCAGGUUGGGUUCCGGGCUACCUCUGAAAAGCAGACAGUGCUGAUAAGCAGAACGCCAUUUUUUUUCCACUUAUAAAUGCAUAUAAAUGCCAGUUUACACUAACAUAUAUUAAGUUAGCAAUAGAGCUAGGCAUUAAAAAACAAUAAAAAGUAAAAUACACAGUGCAUUCAUUACCUAAAAAUAUUUGUAAUCUUAAUGUAGGGUGAGAGGCGAGUAGUAUUUAUUGUAAGAAGUCAGGCAUGAUAGGUAUGGUAGCCCUCCUGGCCAACCCACCCACAUGUGAUAUACUACGACAUUUAAAACUCCCCAGAGGGAUAAAAUGCACAUACAGUACACUCAUUACUAGAGACAACGUUAUUCUUUCAAACACUCUGACAAGACUGGAAAAAAUCUCAUAUUUGUUAAUUUAUUCUACUGUCUGGUGUAUUUAUCAUGUUUAUGUUAUGUAGCAUUUUUUAUAUAAUUUUGAAAAAUAUCAUAGAUGGAUUAAUCAGAAUGUCUAUAUUAACAUUAUAUAUGACAUUUAAUGCACCUCAGAGUGAUCACUGUUGUGUUAUUAUCAUUAUUAAUAUGGCGUCUUCAAGUCUAACACGUACAACACUCUGUGAUUUUAACUUGUACCUGCACGGCAGCACAGUGUGUAAGUAGGUAGCCAGGAAGCCCACAGGUUCCCAUUCCCAAAUGUAAUAUACGAUAUUUAAAGCAGCCCAAAGCGAUAAAAUACACACACGGUACACUCAUUACUUAACUUAAAAUAUGUGUAGUCUUAAUGCAGGGUGAGAGGAGAGUAGUAUUUAUUUGUAGGAAGUCAGGUGUAGGUAGCCAGGAAGCCCACUGGCUAACAUUCCUAACAUAAUACACCUACCAUCCGACUUACGACCGAGUUCGGUUCCAGGAAACCGGUCGUAAGUCGAAAUGGUUGUAAGUCGACCUUUACUACAAAACAUUUUUGUAAUGACUUUAUUUUAUUGUUUUAUUUUGGUAUUUCAUGUUUUGCUUUACUUUUUAUGUUGUUAGUACUGUAUUUUAUACUGUAAGGUUUAGGAUAACCACUGUGUACAACACAAAUAGUUGUUUAUUUCCCAGAAAUUUGGCAUAAAAAACACGGUCGUAAGUUGGAUGGUAGGUGUAUAUGAUAUUUAAAGUGCCCCAGAGCAAUAUUAUUAUUGCCAUUAGCAUACCUUGUUCACUGAAUGUAAUAAUUUCUAACAACUACCCUUAUAUGCAUAAACGACAGAGAAGUGAUGAGAAUUCGUGCCAAAAUUUGGAAACAAAGCCAAAUGCAGUAAAUGUACAUUGACACACACUUUCUCUGGUGCGGAUCAGAGAAAACAUAAUUCUUUCCCUCCGCCCGCCUAUCACAUCUCAUAUUUAUGUGAAAUUUAUUUUACUUUGGGUGUUUGUAUCAUGUUUAUAUGCUAUUAAUAUGUUUCUUAUACAGCCUCUCCUCACUUAAUGACAUAGUUCUAUUCCUAAGACCACAACAUUAAACGAAUUCGUCGCCAAGUGAGGAGCAUACUAUAAUGGUAGUGGGUUUGUGUCAACCUUUUUUGAUAUUGUUUUAAUGUCACCUUUACACCAUUUCUGGUAUAUUUUUAAAUGUUUAUAUAGUAGUGUAGUGUAUAAUGAAAUAAACAGAAUAGAGGAAUUCAGCUCAAAUAUACAUUAUUUAGGUAUAAAUACUGGUCAGAGAGCUCGUCGUAAGUCCGAGGUGUUGGUAUACGAGUACAUUGGUAAGUGAGGAGAGGCUGUAUAAUUUUGAAGAAAAUGUCAUAGAUGGAUUAACAAAAAUGUUUGUAUUAACAUAAAAUAAGGCAUUUAAUGUGCCCAAGAGUAAUUAUUAUUAUUAAUAUGGCAUCAAGACUAGAGGGAUACUCUUAGUGAUUUUAAUGUGUACCUGCACUCCAGCACAGUAAGUUUAUUUAGGUACAGGUACACUUAAGUAUAAUUAUCAGAGUACAUAUAAAAUGGGCAAUAACUUUAAAACACUUGAAAUUUUGGAAAGUGUCCAGACAAUAGAGAGACGUGGUGUUCACGGAGAAUGUAAACAAACCAAGUGGUGCUCAUUGACCAUAUUAUAAAGUCAGGUGGGGGGAGCUGUACAGUUUUUUUUGGUCAUAAUUUGAAAUGUCCGUAUUAGCGGAAUGCCAUAAAGCAGGGCCCUUCUGUAUUUAAAAUAUGAAAUAACUUUAAAACACUUGAAAUUUUGGAAAGUUUCCAGACAUAAUGGAGUCGCGCUCACAGAGAAUGUAAACAAACCAGGUGGCCCAUGGUGACUGUAUUAGAAAGUCAGGUGGGAAGAGCCGUAUAGAGAGUUAGUUUUGGUCAAUAUUUGAAAUAUCUGUAUUAGCAGAAUGCUGUAAAGAGGGCCUUACUGUAUUGAAAAAUUAUAAAAGACUAUGUGAGGGCAGUAAGAGUUUAGCCACAAAUUAUAAUAUAGUACAGUGGUCCCUCAAUAAUCGUCCAUAAUCCGUUCCUGGAAGUGGGACUAUUAUCGAAAUAGACGAUUUUCGAAUCAAUUUUCCCCAUAAGAAAUAAUGUAAAUGCAAUUAAUCUGUUCCUCACACCCAGAAGUAUUAAAACAAAAAAAAAAAUUUUACAUGAAAUAUAGAUGUAGUACAUAAACAAUACAAUGUCACAUGAUGAAUGAAACAUUAACAGAAUACGUAACACCUUUAUUGGCGAUUCUUCUUAGUGUAUGGAAGACUGGAGGAGACAGAUUGGAUUAUUUACUGUUUGGAAGGGAAAUCCCCUUCCAUCAACACCUCAGGUACCAAUUGCUUUUCUGGGGUUACUUCUCUUCUCUGUUUCUUAAUGCCACUAGGACCAGCUUGAGAUUCACUGGAGU